Rosa rugosa (rugosa rose) is the source of this 1543-nucleotide messenger RNA. RefSeq lists its product as uncharacterized. NCBI's taxonomy places the organism in Eukaryota, Viridiplantae, Streptophyta, Magnoliopsida, Rosales, Rosaceae. The transcript is spliced from 10 exons. The record is from RefSeq and is a predicted model, not a curated record. The coding region runs from base 200 to 1348 and encodes 382 amino acids.
UAAGCCGCAAGAAGAUCGCUUUCAAUGGAGAGUAUCUAAAGUUUAGAUUCUAAACUCUUCCUCUGGAGUAUAUGCCUCUAUUAUAGCCCCUCCUCACUAGCCACUCACAGCCAAGCACAUGGAGCAAGAACCGCCAAUCUCUCUGGUUCAAACCCACAUCCAAACCCAGUUGCCCACUUAGCAUCAUCAAUACCUCCAAAUGUCUCUAAUAGCGGAUUUUACACCUGGGUCUUCUCUAUUCCCACACACCCCAAAACCCAAAUCUUCAAACCGACAACUUAUUAGGCAUUCAAGCUGUUUCAAUGUCAGGCACAGAUUGCUGGUGAAUGGGAAACAAUGUGGGCUAGUUUCCCAGCUCUUCAGACCCCAAACCUUCAGGAUUAGAAGCUUUUCGAAGGAGGAUACAGAAAAUGAAAAUGAUGAGGCUGCAAUGUCUAAUGACAUUUUGAAUGGGCAAGAUGGGAUUUAUGAUGAGUUGCUUGGAAAUGUUAAAGUUACUCAGACUACUACAGAAAGUUUAUUUCUGGCUAAAAUAGCAAUUGCACUGGGAAUAGCUGCAACAGUUACAUUGAUAUCUAUUAGCAUCAAGGGUCCCACUCUUGGAUCAUCGAAUGGGCUUCAGUUCUUGCCAGAAAGCUCAUCCUCUUCAGCAAUGGCGGCGGCCCCUGUUGGUUUCACUUUCAAAGCUUUUGGCUACAGCAUUGUUCUUCCAGAAUAUGCACCAGGGUGGAUCUACUUUUGGUUGCUUAUGGCUGCAGGGUUUGGGCUUUUCAUCAGUGAAGAGGCUCUAAAUAUAUGGGUUGGCAUAUCUUUAGCCCGGAGGCUAUCUUUGGAUGGGACCUGGCAGUCAUUUGCUGAAUCUUUCUCGAGAAAUGCUCCGUACAUUGUAUCUACAACUCUUUGGGUGUAUUGGGGAGUAUGCAUUAGUGAUCUAAUACCUUUUUAUAUGGGGAAGCUUUUUAGACAAUCCAGGGCGUCUGAUGAUAUUUUUUCAAAGUUAGGGAUUGGCAAAGAGAAAGCUUUAAGCAUAACCCGUGCAGUGCAAAGAUAUGGCAACCUUAUUGGUUUUGUUGAACGCUUUUCCCUUGGAGUGAGAAAUCCAACAGCUUUUCUAGCAGGGACCUUAGGUAUAUCUCCAGAGUGUUUCUUUGCUGGAGUUUGUUUGGGUGGCUUGAUCACCCUUCCGAUCCAGUUCGGGAUAGGAUUCUUCUUGAGGGAGCGCCCUGUCUUUGCCCUAGCUACUGUUGCAACAGUUGUGGGCAUUUGGACUAUUUUCCCUUAUGCAGUGGCUACAUCAACAGCAUUGUUCCUUUACCUUCGACAACGUUACUCAACGUCGUCAGAAUAGGAUCCCAGACAAAAGUUAUUCAUAUUUGUAUGUACAGAAAAGUUGCUGUGAUUUGGUUAUGGGAAAAGACCCAAUAGUAAAUUUUGAAAUUUGACAUCACUACAUGUGUAACUUAUCAUUUAGACUUUUCUUGGAGUCCAGUUUUGAAAAUGUAAUCCAAAUCCCCACAUAAUGCAAAAAGAAUUUUAGAAUUUA